Molecule: messenger RNA, 1651 nt
Organism: Benincasa hispida (wax gourd)
Lineage: Eukaryota; Viridiplantae; Streptophyta; Magnoliopsida; Cucurbitales; Cucurbitaceae
Product: chromatin remodeling protein EBS-like
Molecular function (GO): chromatin binding
Source: RefSeq, a predicted model, not a curated record
AUCUUGUUCAUGCCGCAUCCCAACAAAAUCCCCAUUUCCCAUUUUCUCUCUUUUUCUUCUUCUUCUCCUUCUUCUCCUUCUUCUCAGUCUUCACCUUCUUCCUUUAGGGUUUCUGGGAGUGAUACACUUUCAGUCUCACAACCUUCUUAAUUUCUCGAUUUGCGCUCAAUAAUCGCAAUCCAUGAGGCCAAUCUAAACUCCUUUUCAACUCGCAUUCUCCUUCAGAGUUUGCUUUGCUUAGUCUUCUGUCUUCUGUCUUCUUCUGUAGCGCUCUAACUCAAACAGUAUCAUAGAUUAUUAGCAGGAUUAAUUCAUGGCCAAGACUAAACCCGGGAAGAAAGAUCUUGAUUCAUACACCAUCAAAGGCACCAACAAAAUUGUUCGACCUGGUGAUUGUGUAUUAAUGCGACCGUCGGACUCCGAUAAGCCUCCAUACGUUGCUCGCGUUGAAAAAAUUGAAGCUGAUCAUCGGAAUAAUGUGAAGGUUCGGGUUCGGUGGUAUUAUCGGCCGGAAGAAUCGAUUGGGGGACGGAGGCAGUUCCAUGGGGCAAAGGAGCUUUUUCUCUCGGACCAUUUUGAUGUUCAGAGUGCUCACACUAUAGAGGGCAAAUGCACCGUGCACUCUUUUAAAAAUUAUACCAAACUUGAGAAUGUUGGUGCAGAGGACUACUUUUGCAGAUUCGAGUACAAGGCUGCCACUGGCGGAUUCACACCAGACCGUGUAGCUGUGUACUGUAAAUGUGAGAUGCCAUACAACCCCGAUGACCUUAUGGUUCAGUGUGAGGGAUGCAAAGAUUGGUUUCAUCCAUCAUGCAUGGGAAUGACCAUUGAAGAAGCAAAGAAGUUGGAUCACUUUUUAUGUUCAGAUUGUUCCUCAGAAAAUGAAGCUAAGAGGUCCUCGAAUGCAUUUCCAGUAUCACCUUCUGCUGAGGUUAAGAAUUGAUAUGUACUAGAAGGUGCAUCUGAACUCUUUAGUUUGCUUGGGAUUACUUCACUCUAAGACUGCCUCUUAUGCACAAGUAAUUAACAUUUGGUACUACAUUUUCUCCUUCACUUGGUUGUAUCUGACCUCUAAAGUUACUAUGCCCUCUUAAGUUUCUCCAAAUUGAUUAUGUGGGUGAUCCCAUGUCAGGUUUUGCAAAAUCAUUUGAGUGGUCAGAUAAUUGUUAGAAUCAUGUACCAAAAGAAAAGAUCAGAAUGGUACAUAAUCAUGAAAUAGAUAAAAAUCACAUCUCCUACUCAUGACAAAUGAUUCUGCCAUCAAUCUCUUCUCUCUAGGGAUCUGAACUACAUCUGUUUAGAUGCAUAUGAUUGCCCAUGUCUUUAAAGUUGUCCAGCAUGGAUCGUCCUUCUAAUCUCCCAAUGAGGUUCCCUCUUAAUAUUUCUUGUUGCCCUUGACAUGGGCAUAUGAUUGCCCAUGUCUUUAAAGUUGUCCAGCAUGGAUCGUCCUUCUAAUCUCCCAAUAGUCAGGUCCCCUCUUAAUAUUUCUUGUUGCCCUUGAUAUGGUAAUUCAACACUGAAGGGUAUAGCAUAGUAUUAGUGGAUAACUGAUUUUUGGAUAAUCCCCGACGUCUGGCUGCAAAAUGGUCAAAGGCGCUGUAACACUGACAAUAAAUUUCUGUAUCGUGCUUUCUUGUUUUUAUUUAUUGUG